Molecule: messenger RNA, 1713 nt
Organism: Pieris brassicae (large cabbage white)
Lineage: Eukaryota; Metazoa; Arthropoda; Insecta; Lepidoptera; Pieridae
Product: dynein axonemal intermediate chain 2-like
Exons: 12
Coding region: 1-1713 (570 amino acids)
Biological process (GO): outer dynein arm assembly; cilium movement
Cellular component (GO): outer dynein arm
Molecular function (GO): dynein light chain binding; dynein heavy chain binding
Source: RefSeq, a predicted model, not a curated record
AUGGAUAAGCAAGAGAAGACAGAACUAACUUAUGAAUAUACAAAGCGUCGAAAAUAUUUUGGACAACAAACGUUUUUUGAAGACCAUGGUCCUGAAAUAAUUGUCAACAUACCAUGCAACCCCGCUUUGUACAAAAAUUAUAUUUUACGCAACCCAGUACAUGUGGCCACAGAGAAUACGAAAAGCAUGUCGGAACACUGGGUAAAUUCUGUAAGGGCAGAGUACACAACAUCGGGGAUGAAUCAUGUUGAAGGAGGUUGGCCAAAAGACAUAAAUAUGAACGAUCCAGAAGCUGCCCAGAGAUACAGACGAAAGAUUGAGAAAGAUGACGCUUACAUUCACGCUGUCAUGCAUUUAGGCCAUAGCAUGGAGCACAAUAUCCUUCAGAACAACGCGGUCGAUAUGUAUCAAACAUAUUAUUCAGAACUGCCUUCUAUCCCACCAGUCGAGCGAAGCAGCUGCCAUACAGUUAACGUCUAUAGAGAGCCUGGUUCGCGAAGGCCAGUAAGGUCUCUGUCGUGGCAGGCAGAAGGAGCUCGGCUUGCUUCAGCGCAUGCAGAUAUUGAUUUCAUGAGAAACAGCCGAAGCUUGCAGUUCUCUUACAUUUGGGAUAUAGAAAACGCUAAUGCGCCAGAACUUGUGAUAAAACCACCACAGCCACUUCUAGAUCUCCAAUAUAAUCCACGUGACCAACAUGUUUUAGUUGGUGGUAUGUUAAAUGGGCAAGUAGGCUGUUGGGACAUGCGAAAAGGUGGCGAACCAUUUGGUGUUUGCCCCCCUCAUGUCGCACAUAGAGACCUUGUGAGGAAUGUAUUAUUCGUUCAUUCUAAAACUGGGGCUGAAUUCUUUUCAUCAUCACCUGACGGCGUUGUUAAAUGGUGGGACAUUCGAAAUAUGAAUGAACCAACAGAUUCAAUGAUAAUAGACCUUGUUAGAUUAGCUUCAGAGACCCAAAGCAUCAACAGAGCUCUGGGCAUAUCUGCCCUGGAAUAUGAAUCUACGAUUCCAACAAGAUUCAUGGUUGGAACUGAAUCUGGGCUUGUAAUAGGAGGAAACCGAAAAGGCAAAACGCCAUUAGAAAAGUUGCCUUCGAAGUACGAAGCUCAUUUAGGCCCAGUAUAUGCGCUUCAAAGAAAUCCGACGUUUUUAAAGAAUUUUCUUACCGUUGGGGACUGGACUGCUCGAGUAUGGAGUGAAGAUUGUCGUGAAUCGUCGAUUCUCUGGACGUAUUCACAUCGAACAAAAUUAACAGAUGGCGCUUGGAAUCCUAUCAGAUUCUCGCUAAUGCUAAUAACACAGUGGGACGGCUGUCUAUCAUGUUGGGAUUUAUUACGUCGUAGAAGCGCACCUAUAGUUACAGCACAGCUUUGUGAUGAACCAUUACUAAAAGUACGGCCUCAUGAGGGGGGUCAGUUAGUCGCAUGUGGGAGCAGUAAGGGAACAAUUUACUUGGCAGAACUUUCGGAAAACCUUGGCACGGCUGACAAAAACGACAAACAACUGUUGACUCAUAUUUUAGAGCGAGAAAACAAACGUGAGCGUAUACUCGAGGCACGUAUGCGCGAAUUACGGCUUAAAAUGCGUCAAGAUCGGGACGGAAACCAGCCACCAGCUGAAGUUGAUCCGGGCGUUAAUGACAGGGAUCUAGAAGAGGCAACUGCCGAGUAUAUGCAAAUGGUAAAUGAACUACAAGCUCAACAGAAAAGCCUAUAA